AUGUCAAAUCAACACAGCCACGAUGCGGCUCUCGUGUUCGAAAAUGAUAUGGGUGAAGAAGGAAUCACAACGUCCCAUUUCACUUCGGGUGAUACUCCUACCGAAAAUAACCGAAUGUUGGGCAGGAAGAAGAAUAAAUCUAAGAUGAAAGGAUCGGAGAAGAAGAAAAGGAAAAGAAGAGUAUAUACAUUCCAAACGUAUAACGGUCUGAAUACAGGCUCUUACGAUAUAGACCAUUCCGAUGAGGAUACUCCAUCUUUCCUUUCGAUGGAAGAUAUAGGGAUGCGGGAGGUAAGAGAGAUAGUGGGAAUUGGGGGAAAUGAGAGUUUCAAAACCAAAUCAUCUCAAGAUGGUCAAUCACAAAGAGAUUCAUCUCAAUUGACCGUAAUUUCAAAUGAAGGGGAAGAGAGUCGAAGGUUUAUAUGGCGGAUGAAAGAUUUUCGUAGACCACAAAUCUCCUUGAUAUCGCAUAAGGGGUAUAUGAUACGAGAGAAUAUUAAGUUUGUAUCAAAAUGA
This is a messenger RNA of Tremella mesenterica DSM 1558, 516 nucleotides long. RefSeq lists its product as uncharacterized. NCBI's taxonomy places the organism in Eukaryota, Fungi, Basidiomycota, Tremellomycetes, Tremellales, Tremellaceae. The record is from RefSeq and is a predicted model, not a curated record. The transcript has 2 exons. Bases 1 to 516 code for a protein of 171 amino acids.